Molecule: messenger RNA, 1302 nt
Organism: Colletotrichum truncatum
Lineage: Eukaryota; Fungi; Ascomycota; Sordariomycetes; Glomerellales; Glomerellaceae
Product: fungal cellulose binding domain-containing protein
Biological process (GO): carbohydrate metabolic process
Cellular component (GO): extracellular region
Molecular function (GO): cellulose binding; mannan endo-1,4-beta-mannosidase activity
Source: RefSeq, a predicted model, not a curated record
AUGAAGUCAGUCGUCGCUGGUGUGCUCUCUUUCGCAGCCGCUGCUUCAGCGCAGCAGGCUCUUUACGGGCAAUGCGGUGGAUUGAGUUGGACCGGACCAACAACUUGUGUGGCUGGCGCCGUCUGCCAGUACUCGAAUGACUGGUACUCUCAGUGUGUCCCAGGCAACGCGGCAACGACUGCCCGGACUAGCACGCUCGUAACAUCUACUCGUCCAGCGAGCUCGUCAUCAGCCCGGACUUCUUCGAGCAGGACCUCGUCCGCUGUUCUCCCCCCUGGUACUGGCUUCCCCAAGGCUAGCGGUACCAAGUUCACCAUCGACGGCGUGACCAAGUACUAUGCUGGUACCAACUGCUAUUGGUGCAGCUUCCUGACAAACGCCGCCGAUGUCGACCUCGUCUUGGGCCACCUCAAGACUUCGGGCCUCAAGAUCCUCCGUAUCUGGGGCUUUAGCGACGUCAAUACCAUCCCGCAGUAUGACAACUGGUUCCAGCACCUGUCCGCAUCAGGCUCUACCAUCAACACGGGCGUCAACGGACUGCAGCGCCUCGACACCGUCGUUGCGUCGGCUGAGAAGAACGGAAUCAAGCUCAUCAUCAACUUCGUCAACAACUGGGACGACUACGGCGGCAUCAAGGCUUACACGAACGCCUUUGGAGGUGACCACAACGGAUGGUACACCAACACGGCUGCUCAGACCCAGUACAGGAAGUACAUCGACGCCGUAGUCAGCCGGUACAAGUCGAGCGCGGCGAUUCUCGCGUGGGAGCUCGCCAACGAGCCCCGCUGCCAGGGCUGCAGCACCAACGUCAUCUACAACUGGGCCAAAUCGACUUCGGAGUACGUCAAGAGCCUGGACCCCAACCACAUGGUGACUCUCGGUGACGAGGGCAUGGGCCUGCCUGGUGAGAGCACAUACCCGUAUGGAUACUCAGAGGGCACCGACUGGGUUGGCCUGCUUAACAUUACGACGCUGGACUUUGCGACUUUCCACUUCUACCCCAACUCAUGGGGCGUUGGUUACGCCGCAGGCAACAAGUGGGUUACCGACCACGCCGUACACUGCGCUGCCGCGAACAAGCCUUGCUUCUUCGAAGAAUACGGAACCCCUACUCAGCACUGCGAGCUGGAGAGGCCGUGGCAAAUCACGUCGGCGACGACUCCGGGUAUGGCCGCCGAUGCUUUCUGGCAGUUGGGCGACACCAUCAGCACCGGUCAGACGCACAACGAUGGUAACACCAUCUACUAUGGCACUGACGAAUGGACCUGUUUGGUCACGAACCACGUUGCUACCAUUGGCUGA